Messenger RNA from Seriola dumerili (greater amberjack), 1701 nucleotides. RefSeq names its product chromosome unknown C7orf26 homolog (gene ints15). The record is from RefSeq and is a predicted model, not a curated record. The transcript has 8 exons. NCBI's taxonomy places the organism in Eukaryota, Metazoa, Chordata, Actinopteri, Carangiformes, Carangidae. The coding region runs from base 94 to 1476 and encodes 460 amino acids.
AGGAAGUGGUUCCGCCGUCGCUUUGAGACCACUCACUAGUCUCAUUGUCGGCUAAUUUAUUGAGUAGAUUAAGAGCUUUUUGCUGAGGUGGUCAUGGGUGACAUUCGUCAGUCAUUGCUGCCUCGGGAUGUACUGAGUGCAGCCAAGGAGCUGCUGUACCACCUGGACAUCUACAUCUGUAACCUGGUGCAGUCUGGGAGGCAGCCUCCUCAGGUCGACUCUAAAACCUUGGAGCUGGUCGAGGAGUUCAUUCUGCAUGCACCCAAGGACAGAAACACCCCUGGCAGGAGAAUGAGUGCUCUCCAGGAGCUACAGCUGUUGGAGAUCAUGUGCAGCUGUUUUCAGGAGCAGAGUCGCGACACCGUCCGUCAACUUAUGUUCUCCGCCCUCUUCAGUCUCCAAGGCAACCAGGCAGAUGAGAGCCGCAUGGGACUGUUAGGCAAGUUGGUCUCCAUGGCAAUUGCUGUUGGCCGGAUUCCGAUCUUGGAAUGUGCUGCUACGUGGCUACAGAGAACCCACCGUGUGUACUGCGUACGCCUGGCGCAGGUGCUGGUAGACGACUACUGUAGUAUGGUCCCAGGCUCAGUACCCACCCUUCAGAACAUCCACAGCGCCAGCCCGCGCUUUUGCUGCCAGUUCAUUACUGCCGUCACCACCCUCUAUGACCUCACCACAGAGGAGCUCACCCCUCCACUAGAACUCCUCCAGAUGAUUGUGUCGUGGAUCCAAGAUGACCCUCGUCUGGUCCUAAUCACCUUCCUGAAUACACCCCUCUCUGGCAGCCAGCCAAUCAGCUCACUUGAUGUCACACCAUUAGGAGGGUUGAUGCGUUGGUGCGUCAAAGCACCGCUGGCCUACAGGAGAGACAAGAAGCCGGCGCUGACCAAUGGCAGCGCUGAGAAUGAGCCAGAGACAGGGCCUCUUUUCUCUGCACUUCAUCUAAGUGUUUUACAGGUCUUCAUGCUACUACCAAAUAUACUAAAUGAGAAGGGGCUCUUCGGUCGCCUGGCGCUGCUCCAGAUGGAGUCCUUGGCCACGCUGACCUCUGACCUUUCCAGACUGUUGGACCAGGCCGAUAAACAUACGCACACAUCAUCCACAGACACACACGCAUUGUCUCAGCUGACCCUGGACCGGCUGGCACAGGCCCUGCAGGUGGCCAUGGCCAAUGGAGCCCUGCUCUGCUCGAGAGAGGAUCUGAGAGCCAUCUGUUCCCGCCUCCCCCACAACAAUUUGCUCCAGUUGGUUUUGUCAGGCCCAGUGAUGUAUUACAACAACAUCCACACUCCUCCACUGGCCUUCAGCCCACAUGCAGCUCAUUCCCCCAUCGCCUCACACCCCACACACCCCACACACCCUACACACCCUGCACACACCGCACACACACCUCUCGCCACCCACCCCUCCUCUCACCCUCAGUACCCCGGUCAGGCUUUCAUGACGGGGAUGCCGUUUCCCUUCCGACCCAGCCACUAAAAGAAAUAAUGUGCAUCGUGUUUGGAGAUGGGAAGGUGCGUGUGUGUGUGUGUGUGUGCGUGUGUGUGUGUGUGUGUUGAUAUUGGGUAAUGAGUGUUGUAGUCUGAUUGUUGACAGGCAUGAAUUAAUGUAUGUUUGAGAGAUAUGUAUUAUGUUAUCACAGGUUUGCGUCUGAGAAAGUCUGUGAGGCUAACAUGUUUGUCCAAUAAAUAUUUUUUUACUUCU